AUGUCGAUUUCGUUAGAAGCACUAGCCAUGUCGGGAGCUAACUUUCUUGAAGUAGGAUUUGAUAUGAAUGAAUGGGAACAAAUGGAAUCAGAGGUACCACCUCAUUUAUUAGCCGAUGAAGAAGAAGAAAACGAAGAAGAAGAAGAAGAGAAGAAAAUCGAAUGGAAUAAAGUCGAUCAUGAAAAUCGAAUGAAGAAGGAAGCCAUCAAGAAAGUCGAGGAUUUUUUUUCCUCUAGUUGGUCUGAUUGCGGAUUUUCGACGGGGCACAAAGCGAGGCUCGAUAAUUGCUUCCGUAAACUCGAUGGAUAUUUAGAGAUAGUGCUUGAUGAACAUUACAAUCUUGAGAGUACGCGGAAAGGCGAUGAUGAUGAAGAAGACCUAGUCGACGCCUUGAUUAGGUUGUCGAAUCAAGAAAAUGGCCUAAUGAGUCCAUUGAGCAAGGAGCAAAUCAAGGCUAUGUUAAUGAACACAUUUCUUGGAGGAGCAGGCACAAGUUCAAUAGUAAUAGUGUGAACUCAUGAGAAAACCAUCAAUAAUGCAUAAAGUACAACAAGAAAUAAGAUCCAAUCUUGGAGCAAAGCCAGAAGUGGAAGCUAAUGAUCUAAGUAAGUUCACAUACUUGAUAAUGGUAGUAUAAGAAACCCUAAGGCUCCAUCCACCGGUACCGCUUUUG
This is a messenger RNA of Erythranthe guttata (spotted monkey flower), 673 nucleotides long. The record is from RefSeq and is a predicted model, not a curated record. NCBI's taxonomy places the organism in Eukaryota, Viridiplantae, Streptophyta, Magnoliopsida, Lamiales, Phrymaceae.